AUGGACAAGAUCAGAGAGAAACUGACUCUUCUUCGCGCGGAGGCUGACGAGGCCGUCGCGCGCGCCGAGGAGGCGGAAGCGAAGAAUAAGCGGUUUGACCAGCAGCUGCUCGAGAAGGACCAAGAGAUCUCGUCGCUGCAGCACAGGCUAUCCGUGCUUGAGGAGGAGCUCGACUCGGCGGAGAAGAACGGUAAGGAGACCGUCGAGAAGUCGCGCGAUCUCGAUGUCAAGGUCGAGCACCUUGAGCGGCAACUCCAGCGCACUGAGCAGGAACGUGACGAUUGGGAGAGGAAGUAUGAGGAGGCGCAAGAGAAGUACCGCAUCUCCAAGGCGGAACUUGACGAGAUGGUGAAGAGCAUGGAGAGCUUGUAAGCCGGCGCUCUUAUCUGUGCACUCGAUACCCCCUCUCCCGGACUACACUGGACUAUCUCGUGCUCUAUAUGCCUCCUGUAUCUUCAGUCGAACUUCCGUUCCGAUCAGAUACCGGAUGAUGGUGAACGUCCAUGACAUGGUCGCCUGUUGUUUCGGAUUGAGCGGAGGGAAGGAUUGGGACGACCAGGCUUGGAUCGAAGCGGGCGCAGACUUCUGAUUACUACACUGAUAUUGUAUGGAAUAUCUUUCGAUCAACUUGUGAACGACUUGGACUAUAGACUCUGAUAAUGGAAGGCUUUGUUGCUU
Messenger RNA from Heterobasidion irregulare TC 32-1, 678 nucleotides. RefSeq lists its product as uncharacterized. The record is from RefSeq and is a predicted model, not a curated record. The transcript is spliced from 4 exons. The coding region runs from base 1 to 372 and encodes 123 amino acids. Lineage: Eukaryota; Fungi; Basidiomycota; Agaricomycetes; Russulales; Bondarzewiaceae.